This is a messenger RNA of Salvelinus fontinalis (brook trout), 4047 nucleotides long. RefSeq names its product golgin subfamily A member 6-like protein 22. The coding region runs from base 1008 to 3134 and encodes 708 amino acids. The record is from RefSeq and is a predicted model, not a curated record. The transcript is spliced from 5 exons. NCBI's taxonomy places the organism in Eukaryota, Metazoa, Chordata, Actinopteri, Salmoniformes, Salmonidae.
UACUUUUUACAUAGUCCUAUGUGCAUCCCAAAUCAACCCUAUAAAGUACAUUAUCGGCCAUGGUCAAAAGUAGUACACUAUGUAGGGAAUAGGGUCCCAUCAGAGGACAACCACUCAUGAUGCAUCAUGGACAGUAGCUGUGAAGUGAUACACAUUGCUACAGUGUGGUUUUUACUAUGUUUAUGAGCUGACUAGUACUAAAUAUACUGUAUUUCAAACAUAGAAAUGGAUAAAUUGGUUUAUAGGCCUAUGUGGCUCUGGUGUUUGCUGUCUGUCAGGGUGGGUGUGGUCUCCCAUGGCACCACAUUACAUCACAAUUGUGAUGUCAUAAAUGAUUGUAUUCUGAUAUGAUGACAGCCUAAAUGGUUUGACAUAGCGUUACUGUCACAUUACAGCAACACUUACAAGUUCAAUUCAGGGUCAAAAUCAUUUCUAUAUUUUGGAUGGUUAUUUUUGAAGUGAUUGGUGGUAAGUAGUUGUGACCACUUGUGAUUUAGUGUGAAAAGGCCUACUUUGUGACACAAUUUAAUUUAGAUGAUUUAAAUAAUAAUAUUUUGAAGCCAUAUUGUAUCUUUUUCAGGAUUACUGUAAUUGAAGGAACUAUGGGAAAGUUCUCCUUCCCAAGGAUCAUCAUAAGAAUGGUUAGAAUCUCUUUUCUCUCACCACCCUCAUAGUCAAAACUCCAGUGAUUUAAAAUCAUCACUUUGACAUAUAGGCCUAUGAGCUUUUCUAGGAUUGAAAAUAACAAACUUGUAUCACGAUAACCUCAUUACUGACUGCAUGUUUGUCAUCAUUUUCAUUUCUAGCCAUGGGCAAAACGGACUGCACAGGACGAUUUCUGCACAGAAACUACUGAACUCCACAGGCCCAGAACACACCAGCCUCACAACUCCUCACAACUCCCCAGCCUUAAUGUGUGUAGGCAGGGCAAGGAGAACACCGAUUCAACCCAGAAGAAGAGGAAAAAGAAGAGACUAAAUGAGAAGGGAACCCAGGUUGAACUAGGCAUGCGGGAGGAUAUCCAUGACCUUGACCUCGCCCAUUGGAGAUUGGCUAGACAGACAUGGAGAACUGAGCGAGGAAACAUAAGGGAGAUUAAGGCGCUGUAUGGAGAAAUAUUUAGGCUGCACCAACUCUUGGAGGAGAUUGGGGUGGAUAAAGGGGUGAUCAAGCAGCGCUCCACCUCCUCCAUUCUUUGUCCCGUCUCCCCGACACUGCCAGCUUUCCCCUGGUACAACCUCCAUAGGUACCUCGCCAACAGCCAAUCGGAGCCUGACCAGCAUGCUGCCGGCACCCAGAAGGACCCAUCUAAGAAACACUCAAUCUUUCCCCCUCUGGACACACAGAGCUGCACCUCCCCUGAUAAAUGGCCUCCUUCUCAGUUCAAGACGUCACACCCACACGCUUCACACCGAUUUGCUGUCCCAUCCCACCCCCUGGCUUCCGGCCCUCCUGCCCGGAUGAGACAGACCCAUCCGCACGUCCACCCCAGGUCCUCAUUGACUGGCCAGGAAAAGGUUAAGGAUGAGGUCAACAGGCCAAAGAUUGCAUCGCCUGAGGAAUUGUCUGAGGAAGUUCAACGGAGAGGCGCAGAAAUUGCAAAUAUGUAUAAAGCACAGCUGAAAGAGAGGAUGGCCCAAAAGAGAAAGGAAGAGAUUCUGAAGAAAAGGGUAAACAACGAUGACAAGAACGAUGACACUGAGGCCUUCUGCUCCUCUGCAGUAAAACAAUCCAAUACCCCUGCCACAGCCCCCGAGCGCCCGGCCAGCCCAGACGCCACGCCAGUGGCCGCCCAAGAGGACACUCAGGGGGACACCCAGCAGGACCUGGCAGAGGUUGUGAAUGUGCUCAAGAGGCAAUCAUCUGAUCUAUACCUGCCUGACGACGUUUGUGAGGAGUCACUCACAUGGAAGUCCAUUUACGAGGAGCUGUGCCCGCUCGCUCACAGGGUGAACACAGAAGCUGACUACAUCAAGGAGCUCCGCGUCAUCACUGAGAAGGCUGUGACUCCCUCGUGCUCGUCUGAGGAUGAUGUGUCUCAGAGUGUGAGUGAGGUCACAAGUCAGGAGGGGAGUAGUGAAAGUGAGGAGAGCAUGAGUGGACAACAGCAGAGAUGUCUACACAGGGAAUCUUAUGGUGAGAGGGACAGGAAGGAGAUUGAUAGUGGUAAAAUGGAAGGGAGAUAUGCAACCGCCACUGCAUUGUCUAUGAUGGCAAGCCGAGGGAAAGAAGAACUUAAUGCCAUGAGCUACGCAGACAGGAUCAAAUAUUUCAAGGACGAGGCUAAGAGAAAUGAAGAGAUGAUGAAGAUUGAAAGGAGGAAGGAAAAAGCCAGGGACGAAGAGCUCAAAAAGUGUGAAAAGAGACAGAAGAAAUUGAAUGAGGAGGAAAGGAAAAGGACAGAAAAUAUGGAAAAAAACAAGUUAGAGGAGCAGAGGAAAAGGGAGAAGGCAGAGAUGAAACUAAAGAUCGAACAUGAGAAAAAGAGACAAGAGCAAGAGAAAAAAAGAGAGAAAAAAGAAAGAAAGAAGCAGGAGAUGCAACAGAAGGCCCGUGCAAAAGAAGAGAAAAAGAGGGCAGAGGAAGAGAAAAAGAUGGAGAAAAAGAGGGCAGAGAUGUUGAAAAAGAUUGAGAAACAGAGGAUGGAGGAGGAGAGGAACAGGGAAAAGGAGAGAAUGAAGGUGUUGGAGAUGCAGCAAAAGGCACGAGAGAAAGAAGAGAAGAGGAGUAAAGAGGAACAGAAAAGGAGAUUGAAGAUACAGCAGGAACAAGAGAAGCAGGAACAGAAAAGGCAGACAAGGAUACGGGACGAGGAGAAGAAGAGAGCAGAGCUUCAAAGAAUAAAAGAUCACGAGGCCAGGUUCAAGAUGGAGAUGGAGAAACUGUAUGAGAGAGAAGAGAGGAAUGCACAGAUUGAAAGAGAAAAGAGGCGUGCGCUGUGUCAGAAAAAAGGGCAGACACAGAGAGCAAAACAGGUGGUGGCAUACGAGGUCACAGCGUCUACAUCUGACGCCUCUGUGCGGAGGGAAGAGAGGGAGCAGCGUCCAGAGACCGCUCACGCACAGUCUGCGAAGAGGAGAACAAGGAAGAAGCAGAAGAAAGAGGCGGACGAGGCAUUGACAACUUUUGAGUAGAUGACAAAAGAAAAUACUAACAAAAAAAAUGAGACAAUAAGCAAAAGGAGGAAAAUAUUAUAAGGAAGCCAGGCAUGAGGGUGAAGAGGAGGAAACAUGAGAGAGGAGGAAGGGAGAACAGAGUGGUUUAUCAGGAGGUCAGUAGAAGAUACAGAAUUCAAGUUCUGAUGGACAGAAUCAGGAAGGACCAUGGGAUAAAAGGUCAAUGAGAUUAGCAGUAAAGAGCUGAGUGGAUCAAAAGAAAGUAAUGGAAAACACAAGGGGGAGGCAAGAUAAACAGAGACCCAGAAAAAAAGAGGUUAAAACAUUUUAUAAGAGUAAAAGAGAGGAGAUUGAACUAGAAUUCCGAUGGACAUAUGGCCAAAAUAACUAUCUAAAUAACAUAAGGAUGAGCAGAAAAGGAGAAGACCAAGAGCACAGGAAAAAGAGCCAACAGACAGGUCAAAAAGAACUGAAGUCUGCCUCUUCUACUUCUCUUUUAAAGUUGCUUUGGUUUCCUUUUGUCCUCUUUCCAAGCCUGUUCAAGUCUGAGAUAGAUGAAAAGAGCAGCCAAAGAAACAGAUCUGUUGAAGCAUCAAUUGGAAAGGAUGGGAGGGUUGGAGGAGGAGCACAGCUGGAUGACUACAUUAGAUUGUGGCAUAUGAGGUCACUUUAUCUGUUGAAGCAUCAAUAGGAAAGGAUGAAAGGGAGGGAGGCAGGAAGAGGAAAACACAGAAGAGCAGAUGAGGAGCACUCUAUGUUCUGCUUCCAUGUGGAUUGACAGCAUUGCUUUCAUGAGCUCCUGGAGGACACCAUGGAGGAAGAGGGAGAGGGUCUAUGAUAGGCAGUUUGCCAUGGCCCUAAAUGGGCUUUUGGAUGUUAAUUCUUCCUGCUUUAUAUCAUGCAACUUUACAAUAAAAAUGAAUCGCAAGCA